This is a messenger RNA of Daphnia pulicaria, 604 nucleotides long. Its product is annotated as armadillo-like helical domain-containing protein 3. The coding region runs from base 26 to 583 and encodes 185 amino acids. Lineage: Eukaryota; Metazoa; Arthropoda; Branchiopoda; Diplostraca; Daphniidae. Gene Ontology annotation, cellular component: cytosol. The transcript is spliced from 4 exons. The record is from RefSeq and is a predicted model, not a curated record. Gene Ontology annotation, biological process: regulation of Golgi organization.
CUAAUCCUAUGUAGUCAAACUUUCUAUGCUUGACGAUGAACUUGCCUUUACGGCUUACGCUCAAGUUGCCAUGGCCUCUUUGGGUGAAUUCAAUGAACGCUAUGUUCAGAGUAGGCAGGCUGAACCACAAUCUUCCUGGCUAUUAUCCUCUUUAACUUCCAUGGGUGGAUCUAUGUUUGUUUCCUAUGAAGCAGAGAUUAGGAUCGGACAAGUCAAAGCUAACGAUGCGGGACUAUUAGCACUGUACCAAGCCGUCCAUCUCAAUCGACAUUUUGUUGGUAUCAUAGCGCAAAGCUUAGCAGACGUAAAUCCUCCAACAGCCAGUCCAGAAGACAGUGAAAUAGCUAAUCAAGCGAAUCAGGCCGAUAUUACGAAUCCGAAUAAUGCAACUAGUGGCGAAAAGAACAACGUGACAUUGCCGCCUUCUGUAGAUAUUGCCAUGCCCACCUCCAAUCUCAUGGCUACAUAUUUGGAAUACUGUUCAAUUGUGAUGCAAGACACUCGUUCAGAAGCUUCGUAUCACAGCACUAAGCUUUGCUUCCUAAUACUGACUUGCGUUUCAGAAGACGAGUACGCCAACUAGUUGAUGCACGAUCCUGGUUUA